This is a messenger RNA of Vicia faba (fava bean), 381 nucleotides long. The record is from the annotation of a GenBank genome assembly. NCBI's taxonomy places the organism in Eukaryota, Viridiplantae, Streptophyta, Magnoliopsida, Fabales, Fabaceae.
AUGGCUUCCAGAACUGAUCUUGGUGUGAAUAACCAGAUUGUAGUCAUCAUUGAAGGUCUUGUGGACUUUGAACAAAUCAUGGCUCAAGGCUUUGAUCUUCAAAGUGUUGUUUUUCAAAAAGAGACUCCAGCAGAGGUGCAUGCUUCUUCGGCCGUUGAGGAUUUUUUGAGCUCUUGCAGCUUCCUCAGUAUUUUGUUUUCCUCCUUUGUUUGUUUCUUCAUCAGCUGGCGUAUCUCUUUCUCAAGAUCUUUCUUCUCAGCAUUGAAGGGUUUUUGCUUGCCCAUCUUGCUGGAAAGUAAAGACCUGAAAGAGAAAUGUGAUCUGGUUGGUUAUACACUGCUUUUAUAUAGGAGUUUUUGGAUAAAGAUCAAUCAGCCUUGA